AAUAAAAAUGAAAGACCUUCAAGCAAGGUGUUCCCAAAAACAUGGUGACGCCUGUCAUCAAUCAAGCCCCCCCACCCCUUCCCCUUUCAAUGCUAUAUAUAUCCCUCCAUUCAUCCCAUUCUUCAAAGUAAUUUACCCCUCUGUUCCCCAUUUCUCUCUUUGAAUCCUCCUUACAGUACUUGAAUUGUCACCAUGCAACUCCUUUUCUCCUCAUUGCCACUACCACCCCACACUUUUCUACCAACUUUCACAGCUUUCUAUGGUUGUCACCUUCCCUUUCUCAUUACACCAAUUGUUUUGUUUUAUUUGAUGGUGGUUUUGGUGGUGGUGACGCUGCUGCUGUUGUUGUCAGUUCAUCAAUGGCGGCGCCCCAAGGACAAACCCCUGCCACCUGGUUCCAUGGGUUGGCCUUAUAUUGGUGAAACUCUCAAGCUUUACAAAGAGAAUCCCAAUUCUUUCUUUGCCAACCGCCAAAAAAGGUAUGGAGAUAUAUUCAAAAGCCACAUAUUAGGAUGCCCCUGUGUGAUGAUUUCAAGCCCUGAUGCAGCUAAGAUUGUGUUGGUCACAAAGGCUCAUCUUUUCAAACCAACUUAUCCACCAAGCAAGGAGAAGAUGAUAGGGCCUGAGGCCAUAUUCUUCCAUCAAGGUCCUUACCAUUCAAGGCUGAAGAAGCUGGUCCAGGCCUCUUUUUUACCCUCUGCAAUUCGAGGUUCAGUUUCUGAGAUUGAGCAGAUUGUUCUUAAAUUCCUACUAGCUUGGGAAAACACCACUCUUAACACCUUGCAAGAAAUGAAGAGAUAUGCUUUUGAUGUGGCAAUGAUUUCUGCCUUUGGCCAUAAACAAGACAAGGAAAUCAACGGAAUCAAGCAGCUCUAUCAAUGCCUGGAAAAGGGUUACAAUUCCAUGCCUUUAGAUCUUCCAGGAACUCCUUUCAAUAAAGCAAUGAAGGCUAGGAAGCUGUUGAAUGAGACCCUGAGAAGAUUGAUAAAAGAAAGAAGAGAAAAUGAGAAACAAGGUGGUGGAGGGUUGCUGGGUGUUCUAUUGGGUGACAAAAACCAAAAGGUUGAUCAACUCAGUGAUUCCCAGAUUGCAGAUAAUGUAAUUGGUGUAAUCUUUGCUGCUCAUGAUACCACUGCAAGUGUCCUAACAUGGCUGUUAAAAUACUUGCAUGACAAUGAAAAUUUACUAGAAGCUGUCACUAGAGAACAAGAAGGUGUUCGACGAGAAAUAAUCGAAGCAAAUCGCAGGCUUAUGUGGGAUGAUACAAGGCACAUGCCAUUGACUACCAGGGUGAUUCAAGAGACAUUAAGAACAGCAAGUAUUCUGUCAUUCACCUUCAGGGAAGCAGUGGAAGAUGUUGAGUUUGAAGGCUAUUACAUCCCCAAAGGUUGGAAGGUUCUUCCUCUCUUUAGAACCAUUCAUCAUUGCGCGGAUUUCUUCCCUAAACCCGAGAAAUUUGACCCUUCGAGAUUCGAGGUACCGCCGAAACCCAACACGUUUAUGCCCUUUGGGAAUGGAGUACACUCUUGUCCAGGCAGUGAACUGGCCAAGCUUGAGAUGUUGGUGCUCCUCCACCAUCUCACCACAAAAUACAGGUGGCAAGUUGUGGGAGAUGAGGAUGGAAUCCAGUAUGGUCCCUUUCCAGUGCCCAAAAAGGGCUUACCUGUAAAGGUCACCCCAAGAAAUAUAUAGGCAUCAUGAGCACAACAAUACACCAUUUCUGGAUUUGGACUCAAAUGAAGAUUUAACUUUUUUUGGGGGGCUAAAAAGCCUAUUGAGUUUUUCUUUAUUCUCAUUUUGGUUGUUAAAUUUGUCUUUGGGAAUCUUUUGUAAUUGUUCAAAAGCUUUCUUGAGGAGUAGGGUUUUUUUUUUUUUGGUCCUUGGUUUGUUCAAGGUAAAGUAAAUCUGUUGUAUAAAAACAAAAAGUAAAAAAAUAAAAGGAAAUGUACUUGCUUCAAUGUAUUUGAAAGCAAUUUCUUUUUA
Molecule: messenger RNA, 1983 nt
Organism: Gossypium raimondii (Peruvian cotton)
Lineage: Eukaryota; Viridiplantae; Streptophyta; Magnoliopsida; Malvales; Malvaceae
Product: abscisic acid 8'-hydroxylase 2
Exons: 8
Coding region: 193-1692 (499 amino acids)
Biological process (GO): sterol metabolic process
Molecular function (GO): monooxygenase activity; iron ion binding; heme binding
Source: RefSeq, a predicted model, not a curated record